Molecule: messenger RNA, 1884 nt
Organism: Salvia miltiorrhiza (redroot sage)
Lineage: Eukaryota; Viridiplantae; Streptophyta; Magnoliopsida; Lamiales; Lamiaceae
Product: UDP glycosyltransferase 9-like
Exons: 2
Coding region: 278-1636 (452 amino acids)
Molecular function (GO): UDP-glycosyltransferase activity
Source: RefSeq, a predicted model, not a curated record
CAACUCAGUUUUUGACAGCAUCGAGCACUACAGCAUAUAACAAUGCACGUCCAAAUUCAAAGCAUCAAAUCAUACGAAACCAACAAAUAAUAGCUGCACUCCAAAACCUUUAAUUUCGGUCAAAUCUCAAAGUUUAUCAUCCAAAAAAAAAAAAAAGGUGAAAUUACAGCAUCCACAUGAACUCAGAUGGAAAAUCAAACUUUGUAAUUCCCGCUGUAGAAAAACAUUGCAAUUCACUACAUAUAUAUUUGCUGCUCACAUAUAUGUGCAUAAGACGAUGGGUAUAGAAGUAGCAGCUAGGAAGCCUCAAGUCGUAGUCGUCCCAUUCCCGGGACAGGGCCACAUCAAUCCCGCCCUAGCAUUCGCCAACUGCUUAGCCACCAAAGGCUUGGCCGUCACCGUCGUCGUCGCCACCAGCGUCGCCAAAUCCGCCAGCUUCUCCGAUUGCGCCUCACUCACCAUACGCACCGUCUCCGACGGCUCGGAGCACGUGGACGGAAUCGAGACCAUGGAGGCUUUCUUCAAUCGCUUCCGAUGCGACUUCGCUCGGAAUCUGGCGGAUUUCAUCGACGAGCACAUGAGCUGCGCUAGGGCUAUAAUCUACGACUCUAUUAUGCCGUGGAUGCUGGAUAUUGCCAAGGAGCGGGGCUUGCUCGGGGCGUCUUUCUUCACUCAGACUUGCGGCGUCUCCGCCGUCUUCCAUCAUUUGGGGCGAGGGCUGCUGCUGCGGUAUCCCUAUGAGGAUGGCGUCACGGUGGCGCUGCCGGCGCUGCCACCGCUUGAGAAGAGGGAUCUGCCUUCGUUUUUUCAUUUGGUAGAUCCUGACCAGCUUUGUGUGAAGCUUCUUACUGAUCAGUUCUCCAAUAUUGAGAGAGCGGAUUGGAUCUUUUUCAACACGUUUGAUAAGUUGGAAACUGAGAUAAUCGAGUGGAUGAAGAGGCGAUGGCCGGCGAUGGCGACGGUGGGGCCGACAUUCCUACUAGACCAUCAACACAAGAACCACAGCAUCAGCCUGUUCGAGGCGAAGCAGGACGCCUGCAGAGAAUGGCUGGAUUCCAUGGAGACCGCCUCCGUUGUGUACGUCUCGUUCGGCAGCAUCGCAUCUCUAGACAAAGAGCAGAUGGAGGAGCUCGCCCAAGCCCUAAUAAUGAGCGGCUUCCACUUCCUGUGGGUGGUCAGAUCCUCGGAGCUGGACAAGCUGCCUCCAGAUUUCACUUCAACGACGGAGAAGGGCCUGAUCGUGGAGUGGUGCCACCAGCCUGAGGUGCUGGCGCACCGGGCGGUGGCGUGCUUCGUGACGCACUGCGGGUGGAACUCGACGCUGGAGGCGGUGGCGAACGGGGUGCCCCUGGUGGCCAUGGCGCAGUGGGUGGACCAGAAGACGAAUGCCAAGUUUGUGGUGGAUGUGUGGGGAGUGGGGGCGGGAGUGGAGAGCGGUGGGAGGGAGGAGAUUGCGUUGUGUAUCAAGCGAGUUGCGAGUGGGGAUGAGUUUAGGAGGAAUGCUUCCAAGUGGAAGGAGUUGGCGAGUGAGGCAGUGGGGAGUGGUGGAACUUCCGUAAACAAUAUUAACGAUUUUGUUUCCAAACUCGUGUUUGCUGAUGCUGGAGAUAUUAGCCCCACCUCUGUUCUUGCUUGAAUUCCAGACUUGGUGCUGCUCGAUCUUCAGUUCGACCACACAAUUUUCUUACCAAUUUAAUUAGUUUGGUGUUAUAUACGUAUAUAUGAUACUUACUCUGUGUCUCAUUGUAUUUGAGACUCUUUCUAUUUUGGGCGUCCUACUAAACUUUGGGUUAAUUGCCCAUAAAAUACUGAACUUUCAUCCAAUUCUGAUUUUGUACACAAACUUUGAACUGUGACGUCAUAAUUACUAAACUUUUGGUUUUA